GUUUACGUGUCGAGGUUUAAAACGCAAGUGGCCAACGGCUCCGACCCAAGCCCAAGCUCCAACCCCGAACGGAAUGGGCACAAACAUUAGUCCGUCUCAGUGUGCCAUGGCGAAUGGACGCGAAAUUUCUCUCUAAAGCUAAGCAGCCAACAAUAACGGCAACGGUCGCGUCAACAAUAAAACUACCCUACUUUUACGGGUUGCUUGGAUCAGGUGGCAGCGUGGGGAUUGCUACUAUUCGGUGGCGCCUACUGACUGACUGUGUUUGUUGACUUCCGGUGCAAGUGGGUGAAGUGAAGUGUGGUUGCUGGGUUGCGUUUAUUUUGACGCGCACCCACACGGAGCCAAAUCUGCAUCGGUAUUUGUGAUUCCGGCGCCCGUUGGCUGGAGGAAAAUCGGGAAAAUUCAAAACAAAACUUGGAGGGAUGAUUUCCAGUACCAGCAGUCUGAAUAUCAGGCAGUUCAGUGAAUGUUCGUCCUUCCUCGGGAAGUGACGUGUGUUUGCUUCGGUUGGUGCUAGUCGAGUUAUAGAGGAGCAAGUAUUUCGCAGGGAGCUUUUCGGAAAGUGGAAAAUCGGCGGGAGAAAGGAAUCAUUCGGAAAAAGUGCACUGUGAAAACAGAUUCGCCUAUAGUGAGCAAGUCAAAUUUUGGCUUUCGGAGGAGCUUUUUCUUCGGUGUACGUUGUCUGUAUUUUUUUUUGCUAGUGGAGGAAUAUCCUUGCGUCACUCGCCUGGUGGAAGGUUCAGAAGAAGUAAAACAAAGUGCUGGCUUGCUGGCCCGUGUGCUGAUUGUAUAAUCAUUCCGUAGCAUUCGGAAGGAAGGUUUUUGAUGAAAAUUUUUGCAUUGAAAUUUUUCUCUUUAUGAUAGAUAUCCGGCGCUAGAAUUUUCCACUCAACUCGUGUAAUCAAAUAGAGAAAAUUUACUCGAAAAUAUGGAAAUGAGCUGCCGUAGUCAGCUCGUAGUGGCUGGAUUCGUGAAGGUGUAGUUUGGUUUUGUGGCGGUGCAAAAUUUGUUCGGCAUAUUGCCGCCAUUCGGGGGCCGAUAGAGUUCCGACGGUGCAAGAAGUGUGGUGUGGUGUGGUACGACGAAAACAGACGGAGCACAUUUGUUGCCAAAUCCGGUAGGCCCAAAACGGAAGAAGGCCCAAAACGUCCUCGUCGACCGACCGAAAAGUGUGUAGUGUAGCAGGUAGCAGCUAUCCAGGCGCACAAUAGUAUGUGGAAUUAUGUGUGCCGAACGAAGUUUCCCGAGCUGUUUAUAUAAUACCUUGGUUUUCAUGCAGCUGCUCUACGUGACGCGUUCGUUCGGUGUGAUUUACGACGAGUACGUCGUGGACCAGGGCAAAAAUCUGACGCUACUAUGCAAGUCGCCCCAUCCGGUGAUGUGGGUUCACGAAGGCCGCCGGGACAACGAUUUCCAGCAGUUUCAGAGUGACGGAUCGCUGCAGCUCACCAAUCUCACAGCGAAAGAUGGCGGGCUGUACACCUGCUCCGAGCUGAUUCCUCCGCUAACCACAAUCCAGUUCGAAGUGUCCGAAAACGUAACAGACAGUUCUUCGGUGGACCAUCAUCACAACGACUCGUCCCAAAAUGUCACAACUUCUAGUGACAGUAGCAGCAGUAGUAGUAGAUCGAGUGACGACGACACCGGGACAGAUGUGAUACUUUCGUCGACGCCGCUGCUACUAUUUCCCGGUGAUCAGGACGACGUCGAAGAAGAGGACGACGUCAACGAACGGUACGUUGAAAUCCGGCGAGUGCGCGUUAAGAUCCGAACGGCACCACAAGCCGUUUCUAACUUCUUCGUACGUGCCUCCACCAUCAUAGCGGUGCUCGUCUGGGAAGUGAUGCCAAAUCGGACCGGGGGCUACGCCAUCCGGGACUUCACCGCAGAGAUGCGUCGCCUUCGGAUGACCGAAGAGGAACCGGAAGAGCGUUGGGAAACGAUCGAUCCGCGUCACAUCAGCCCCAAUGCGCGACAGCUGGAAAUCUAUCACCUGGUGCCGAACACUACGUACGAGUUUCGGAUCUGGGCAAACAAUGCCCUGGGGGCCGGGGACAUCAUGACGAUCACGGCCACAACGCUUCCAGAUAUGGAGGAAAAAGAUCUGAUCCGUCGAAUCAUGAUCGAUGCGCAGAACUUUGACACCCGAGUGUGGAUCGCGGCCGUCGGCGUCGUGAUGGGAACACUGGUCAUUCUGUCGCUCGGCACCUGCAUCGUGCUGUACAAGGAGUGCCGGGAACCAAUCGAAAAAGAGGAGGAACUGGACAGCCUGGAACUGGUGCCCAACAUCAUCCUGAAUCCAGGCUUCUGCGAUUCCGAUGACCAGGGUGGACAAGAACACCUUUCUCCACCGGUUCCUCGAACACUCGCCUUCCUCCCGGUAGGCCCACCGGGAGCGCAGCGGAAUCGCAGCAACAGCGCCUACCCAUCCUAUGCCUACAACAGUCGGUCCUCGAACUCGGGCCGGUACCACUACGGAAACGGAAGAGGACCACCGAAUGGCGGCGGCGCCGACGACGACGAUGACGAUGACGACGACUACGACGAGGAACCGAUGACCUUCAGCCGGCGGAUGUCGAUCUUCUUCACCGGCAACACGAUCAAGCGAAUUUGAGUAAAAAUUUUCCCGGAGGAUUCCGUCAGAUUCUACUAGAGCGGGGAAACCGUUCUCCCUGUGUGAGUGUGUGCGCGAUUUUCUCUUUUUCUUUCUCUCUCUCGCUUUGAUGAGAAUGUGCGUCGUUCGAUGUGAUGACACAGCCUACUACUUAAUAGCCUUGCUUUUCCACUUGUUUUCACUUUCUCAUUCUUGGAAGUGUCAAAUUUUGGGCUGUGCUACACAGUACUUCGGAAUAAGAACAAAACACAGGCACACGGAGUUCGGUUUAGCUCGCUUAAGGUGACUGAUUAUUGUUUAAUUUUUACCUUUUUUUUGACUAAAAUAACCGAUAAAAAUAAUUUUAAUGCUCUUGAGAAGAUUCUUAAAUAUACGAAACGUUAAGAAGAAAAUAGUUCGGUUCACUACAAAAAAAUUUCUUUCG
Uranotaenia lowii is the source of this 3041-nucleotide messenger RNA. RefSeq lists its product as uncharacterized. Gene Ontology annotation, molecular function: protein binding. The record is from RefSeq and is a predicted model, not a curated record. Lineage: Eukaryota; Metazoa; Arthropoda; Insecta; Diptera; Culicidae. The transcript is spliced from 6 exons. Bases 1226 to 2617 code for a protein of 463 amino acids.